GAUAAGCGCGUGAUCGCAUCUGUCAGACUUGAUCAAAGGUCUCGAGGGUCGAUCAGCGGAAUCCAGCGUGCGCUUCUCGUUAACUUUGAUCCGGAUCACGGCGGAGCUCCAGCGACUGAACGCACGGGCUGACUGGAGGCUGACGCGGUGCGUGCGCACGGUAAUCCAGGUCAGAGCCGUUAUAAUAGAAGCUCUUUUGUUGGAGCUCUCUGGCCCGGAUCGGUUUCAUCUAAUUGUGGGUUUCUCUGUAAUCGAGCACACCGUCAAAUUCGGUUUCUUCCCGCAAAGUUUUCUUCAGAAGAGGCUGCGUCUGAUUUCAGCCGCGUUUCGCAAUCCGCCGCACGCAGAUUUCGCGUCGCGCGCAUUCUUCUGAUUGCACAUCCGUUAUACGAGUCUGUGCUCAACAAAGGGCCGUCCAUAAAGAGCCUUUGACCAGUGAAACCCGAGAUCCUAAAAGCUCGCUGGAGGCCGAGGAAAAGCGCACUGGAGCUUCACAUCUGACCGCGGCGCGAGGAGCAGCGCGGAGACGCAGCGCGAACGCAUGCUUGGUGAAGUCUGGCGCAGCGGUUCUUGGCACCGUAGCUUUUCCAGCAGCUCGCAGAUGAAUGAAACUCAAUCCGGGUUAAUCUGCCGCGCUCUGUAGGAGGUAUAUAGCGGCGAUGGACGCGCACUGAGCAUGUCCGCGGCGCGGCGCGCAUCAACCCCUGAUCGACGGCACCAUGGUGGAGCACAGCGGCCUGGACAUCAUGUGUCUGAACAAAUACAGCCCCGCUUCCUCCUCCUCCUCCUCCUCAUCCUCCUCGAACGCGGAGAAGAAACUUUUCUCCAAGCUCAAAGUGAGUCUGACCAAGAAGUACCCUCAGAAGAACGCGGAGACGCUGAGCGCGCAGUACGGAACCAACCUGCUUCUGAUCGGCGUGUCCGUGAUGCUCGCGCUGGCGCAGCACGGUCCCGCGGUGAAGAAGGAGCACCUGCUGGCCUUCAUCACGGCGCUGAUGCUGGUGCAGCUCGUCUGGAUGCUCUGCUACAUGAUCCGGAGGGAACGGGAGCGCGGUCCGGUGCCGGAGAGGGACGCGCACGCGGGCACCAGCUGGAUCCGAGGGGGGCUGACGAUGCUGGCGUUGCUGUCGCUCAUCAUGGACGCGUUCCGCAUCGGCUAUUUCGUCGGAUAUCAUUCGUGCAUCUCUGCCGUGCUCGGAGUCUAUCCCAUCGUGCACGCGCUGCACACCAUAUCUCAGGUGCAUUUCCUCUGGUUCCACAUCAAAGAUGUCAUCAAGAAAUAUGAAACGUUUGAAAGGUUCGGAGUGAUUCACGCCGUCUUCACUAACCUGCUGCUGUGGUGUAAUGGAGUGAUGUCAGAAGCUGAACAUUUCCUCAACAACCACAGGAGACGGCUGACUGCGCUGGGAUACGCCAAUCUGUCCACAGUGGAAGCGGAGCCGCACUGUAACUGCACCACCAGCGUCUGCUCUAUGUUCUCCACCAGCCUCUACUACCUGUACCCCUUCAACAUCGAGUACCACAUCUUCGUCUCGGCCAUGCUGUUAGUGAUGUGGAAGAACAUCGGCCGCACGCUGGACCUCCACAGCAACCGCAAGCGUCCCAGCACACGGAGCCCGGGUCUGCUGCUCGGCCCCAUGCUGGGUCUGCUGGCGCUGGCCAGCUCCGUCACCGUGCUGGUGGUGUACCUGAUCCAGGUGGAGAAGUCUCCGCAGGCCGCCGUCUCCAUGUUCUACUGCUACGGCGUGGUGAUGCUGAGCUGCAUGUGCGUCGCGAGCGGAGCCGGGCUGCUGGUGUACCGUCUGGAGGCCUGGCCCAUGGACACGGGUUCGAACCCGGCGCGUGCGCUGGACGCGGAGCUGCUGCUGGGCUCGUCGCUGGGCUCGUGGCUGAUGUCGUGGUGCAGCGUGGUGGCGGUGGCUGCGGCGGGACGCGGCUCUCCUGGUUUCCGCUGGACCUGCCUGGCGUACUCGCUGCUGCUGGUGCUGGAGAAGUGCGUGCAGAACCUGUUCAUCGUGGAGUCGCUGUACCGCCGCCGCAGGGAUCCGGAUGACGCGCUCGCAACCGAGGUGUUCUGCGUCACGCCACCGUACGACGGCAUCGUGAACCGCGGCUACGAGACGCAGGAGAAGCACUGCACGACUCUGGAGGGAGAGACGCCCGAGAACAGAGCGGCGUUCAGCAGGAAGCAGACUGACGUCACACUUCCUGUGGGAAACCGGCUCAAUGUGACACCCGGGAGGAAGAGGCAAAUCCUGAAGAACAUCACCAUCUUCCUCUUCAUGUGCAACAUCUCGCUGUGGAUUCUCCCGGCCUUCGGCUGCCGGCCGCAGUAUGACAACGGUCUGGAGCAGGAGACGUUCGGCUACAGCGUUUGGACCACGGUGCUGAACGUGGCCAUUCCCAUGAACCUCUUCUACCGCAUGCACUCGGUGGCGUCGCUCUUCGAGGUCUUCCGGAAGGUUUGAGGGUGUGUGGAGUACUCUAUCUGGUGCUCACAAACACUGACAGACACACAAACACUGGUCUGAGGAAGUUCAUGCGUUCAGAACCACUGUGAUCGGAUCCGGUUCUCAUGGACUCGAUCGGCCCUUAAAGACGCUCUCUAUAACUUGACAGACUAGAAGUUCUCAGGCCUGAAGAUUCUUUACACUCUCCUCAGUAAUGUUUACACACACACACACACACACACACACACACUCACACACGCAC
Messenger RNA from Onychostoma macrolepis, 2712 nucleotides. RefSeq names its product otopetrin 1 (gene otop1). Gene Ontology annotation, molecular function: proton channel activity. NCBI's taxonomy places the organism in Eukaryota, Metazoa, Chordata, Actinopteri, Cypriniformes, Cyprinidae. The record is from RefSeq and is a predicted model, not a curated record. Gene Ontology annotation, biological process: inner ear morphogenesis; proton transmembrane transport. The transcript is spliced from 7 exons. Gene Ontology annotation, cellular component: membrane. Bases 720 to 2468 code for a protein of 582 amino acids.